Labeo rohita (rohu) is the source of this 2506-nucleotide messenger RNA. RefSeq names its product B cell linker (gene blnk). The transcript is spliced from 23 exons. The record is from RefSeq and is a predicted model, not a curated record. Gene Ontology annotation, biological process: intracellular signal transduction; cell surface receptor protein tyrosine kinase signaling pathway. Lineage: Eukaryota; Metazoa; Chordata; Actinopteri; Cypriniformes; Cyprinidae. Gene Ontology annotation, molecular function: protein binding. Bases 414 to 2006 code for a protein of 530 amino acids.
GAUCUAAUAUUUCACUGAGCAAAAAUGCACUGUUUCUCACCAGAAAUAUUUUUAGAAAGGUGAAGCAGUUUGUUUCAUAUCCAUUGAGUGAAAUACACGUGCUCACUUGUUAAAUUAUAAAUACAAAUACAUUAAACAUCACCCACAGUACAGUCUCUUGACUGCUAGAAAAAAAAACAAAAAAAUGCAUUAACAAAGUUCAUUAAGAGAAAUAAGUAUUAUUAGACACAGAAAAGGUUAGAAAAAGCACAGACAGAGAACUGAGAAAGCAGAGACACAAGAAAUAGCAUUAUUUCAUUGAAGUGAAUCAGUUCAAAGUGUCUCUAAAUAUAGAGGUAACAUGACGUUCAACGGCAGUUUCAUAAUCCUCCUUACCAACCACUUCUGUGGAAAAUCGACACUCCUCGAAACAGAUGCAGCAUGUGCUGCUUAACCACCGAUGUCCAACGCACUCAUUACGAGCCACUCGACUACUAGCUGCCUCUCAACUACCAGUUCAUGCUACUGACUUGCCGCAGUUUGUACAAAAACACAGAAUGGAGCAUUUCAACAGAAUCAAAGCUCCUGCUACGGAUAAACUUAGGCAGCUCCAAAAAAUCGUUCAAGACAUAAAAAAGAACGACGACAGCCUUUUCAACAGACUAAAAAGGUUUCAAACCGAACAAACAGCUAAUAUUCUCAAAACUGGGAGAAAUACACUGGACCGAAUAAAGAAGAAAAGACCUCCGAAAGUACCAGUACGAGACUAUCAAGGCGAAGCUCCAGACUCUGAGAAGGACUGUGACUCAGAUUUUGACAGCGAUACGUACGAGGACCCACAGGGCGAUCAUGACGACAGCUACGAACCUCCACCGAGGCUUGAAGGUCACAUGAAGGCCUUUACGGUCAGCCCGUCCAUCACCAACCCCAGAGGAGAGUAUGUGGACAGCUGUCGUGGUCGACCGGCAAAACCAAACCAUCCUUUCCAUAUGCAACAGAGGCACAAACCCCCACGACCGACCCACCGCAACCUGGCAGAGGAAGAUGAUGAUGAUUACAUUGAGCCGGAGGAUGAAACGGAUGACGAUAAUUACAUUGACCCCACUGAGAAAACACUAACAAAGCCGCCGAUUAACAGAGCAGUCAAACCGUGCAUUUCUGCCCGUGCAAACAGUCCUGAUUUCUAUGAGGUUCCUGAUGUGAAGGAGAACUCGCAGUCUAAAACAAGCAAGAGUAAAACGACUCUACAACCCAACGUACAGAUGACGCCACCUAAAGCCAGUCCACGAAUGAACAUCAGAAGGCCAACAAUAAGUCCAGAACCACAGUCAGAAGACGAGUACGAGGUGUGUGAUGCAGACGACAAUAUUAAUGAAGGACCAGAGGAAACCACAGAGGCCCGCAGACCAUCCAUACCCACACCGCGACCUAGAGACAUGAAGAAACCAAAUACUGCUGUGAUACCGAAACCAAACACUCCUCGAAGAGACAGUGAAGCCACGUCAAUUAAAACACCACCAGUAACUACACCACGAAACCCACCAGACACCAUGCAGAGCCCGUCACCAACAGGGUUCCAUCGAGCCAAGAUGCCUCUGCCUCGACAGCUUCCCUCCCAAAGCAGAGGGACGUUGCCUUCAGACAGCAGAGCAGCUAGAGACGCUGAAGAGGAAGCUGGUGUGUAUAAAAAGAUUUGGUAUGCCAGCGGCUGUGACCGCAAGACAGCAGAGGACGCUCUCAUACGCGCAUCUAAGGAUGGCUCUUAUCUGCUCAGGAAGAGCUCUGGUGUGGAUGCACAACAGCCGUACACACUAGUGGUGUUUUACAACAGCCGAGUUUACAACAUCCCUGUCCGGUACAUCGCUUCCACCAAACAGUAUGCGUUGGGGAAAGAAAAACAAGCGGAGGAGCGUUUCAGCAGCGUCUCUGACAUCAUUGAGAACCACCAGAAGAAUCCUCUAGUGCUGGUCGACUCACAAAGCAACACCAAAGACUCCACCAAACUCAGACAUCCAAUCAAGAUAUGAGGCAGCCUCAGAAAUAGCGUCAAACUAAAUCUGAAGACGCCGUGAAGACAUUCAUAUUAAAUAUAACUGCACUGAGAGGGUGCUAACUGUGUGGUAGUUUCACAUCUUACCAUGACAAGGGGAUGGAAACAGAUCCACGCUUGCAAAACUGAAACUUGCUGCUACUUUUAUAACUUAUUUUCCUGAGUCACAGGUUACGGACGGUUCAUGAGUUCGAAAACAGCGGCGAGACUCGGUAUUUUUAUUUGGACGCGGCGUUUUUUACGCGCAACCGUAAAAAAAGUCCGUGUUGCGCCUUUUUCAAAACACAGCGCAGGAGAACGCGCUCUGUGCAACCCGUGCAGAAAAACAGAGGAAAGUGUUAUAUAAAAAUACGCAAAUAUGGUACAGCUGUACAGUUUAUAUAUGUUUAUGGGUAGAUGGAUCUUUGUAUUUGUUUCACCUUAUAUAAGGUGUGUUAAGCAAAAAAAUAAAACAUGACUUUUUUUAAUUAAAGUGAU